Molecule: messenger RNA, 1716 nt
Organism: Ostertagia ostertagi
Lineage: Eukaryota; Metazoa; Nematoda; Chromadorea; Rhabditida; Trichostrongylidae
Source: the annotation of a GenBank genome assembly
AUGAAAGGCAAGAGUCAUAUGGAAGGACUGAAAGAGAACGGUGAUGUGCGUCCGACGGACUCGGCUCCAAAGAAGGAUCCGAAACAGGGCGAGAUCGACAUCAAAGCCAAUCGUAUUGAGGAGGAGAUGCGAGAAAAUCAUCCGCUCUUCGAUCGGCCACUGUUUGCUGUUGGACGCGACUCACGUCUACGAAUUCUCUGUCAAAACAUUGUUUAUGCGCAGUAUUCACCUGAAAGGAUAGAUCCAGUCACUGGCAAGCAGAUCGUCCUGAAAUACAAGCAGCUACACGACUUCAUCGGUCUUAUGACGUACCUCGACUGGGCGAUGGUUUUCGUCACAUCGUUGUCGUGCUGGUCGAUGUUGUUCGAGAGCCCUUGGCCGACUACCGGAGAGAACCUCAUCUUCAACAACCCAUACUUGCAGGUCGAAAUUUUUCCAGUGUUAUCAACGCCUUGCUUAUUCAAGCACGAAUUCAACGUGUGCUCUUUUCAGAUCACCGAGUACCUCUACGUGGUCUCGAUGACCUUCGAACUGAUGGUGAAAGUGAUUGCAAACGGCCUGUUUUUCACUCCAAAAGCUGUUGUGAAGGAUGUCGGCGACAUCAUGACCUUCUUCAUAUAUUUCACAAGCGUGAUAUACCUGCUAUGGAUGCCGUCUCACGUGGAGAUCAACUCGUGGGCUCAACUGUUGAUGAUCAUGCGUGCCAUGCGACCACUUCGCAUCUAUACUCUUGUACCGCACAUCAGACGCGUUGUUGUCGAGCUUUGUCGCGGUUUCAAAGAGAUUCUUCUGGUCACAAUUUUGCUGAUAGUUCUAAUGUUUGUUUUCGCUAGCUUUGGAGUGCAAAUCGUUGGAGGAAAGCUGGCAGCAUGUAAUGAUCCAACAAUCACAGCACGAUGGGCAGUGCUGUUCAUUCAUAUCUACGUGUUCAUCGGAUGUAUGAUCGGACUGACGCUGUUCGUGGGUGUCGUCGUCGCGAAUUACACUGAAAACAGAGGCACUGCCCUUCUUACUGUUGACCAGCGACGUUGGCACGAUCUGAAAGCGAGGUUGAAGAUGGCACAGCCUCUGCACGUACCACCCAAACCGCCUGAAAGUGCCAAGUUGCGCAGUUAUCUCUACGAUCUUACCCUCAGCAGAGCCUUCAAACAGGUACAGCUACAUUUCAACGCUGAAGUGAAAAAGAAUAUGAUUCUGCUAAAAGCUGUCGCUUUUACUGUACGGGGUUUCUGGCAGUCGAGGCGAAAUCGUGGCGAUUUCUUUAUCACCAUGCUCGGUCUCACCUGGAUCGUUUUUCACUUUCUUUUCCAGGUGCCCGCCUACAUUGCAGGUGGUAUCAAUGAGUGGAAGAGGCUCACAUAUACCUUCGGCUAUAUGGUGGUCAUCCUUCGCUUCUUCACCAUCGCGGGACGAAAAUCAACGUUGAAAAUGCUGAUGUUGACGGUGUUGAUGUCGAUGGUCCGGUCACUAUUCAUUAUAGCCGCCAUGUUCCUAUUAGUACUUUUCUACGCAUACACCGGUGUAAUUCUUUUCGGCAUGGUCAAAUAUGGUCAGGCAGUCAGCAAACACGUCAACUUCCGCAAUGGCCGUGAGGCGCUGGUCGUUUUGUUCCGCUCCGUGACAGGAGAGGACUGGAAUGAUAUCAUGCACGAUUGUAUGGUGAGUGAUCUCAUGAUCCUCUUGAGCUCGGGUGAACUGUUGGUCCGAUACCAGUAA